AUGAAGCACUCCGCCGUCUUUCUUACCGCCGCUGCCGCCUUGGCCCAGUCAGCUUCAGCCCAUUACAUCUUCAGCAAGCUUGUUCUGAAUGGCGUCGCCUCUAAUGACUGGCAGUACAUCCGUCAGACUACCCGAUCUGAGUGCUACAUGCCCACCAAGUUCACCAACACCUUCGACAACCUGACUCCCAGUGACAGCGAUUUCCGCUGCAACUUGGGCUCUUUCGGCAACGCCGCCAAUACCGAUGUCGCCGAUGUCGCUGCCGGUGACACCAUUGCCAUGAAGCUCUUCUACGAUGGCUCCAUUGCCCAUCCCGGACCUGGUCAAGUUUAUAUGUCCAAGGCCCCCACAGGCAAUGUCCAAGAGUACGAGGGUGACGGCGAUUGGUUCAAGAUCUGGGAGAAGACCCUCUGCGACGAGAGUGGCGAUUUGACCAAAACGGCUUGGUGUGCGUAUGGCAUGUCGCAGUUCGAGUUCGAAAUCCCUGCCGACACUCCCGCAGGCGAGUACCUCGUCCGUGCCGAACACGUCGGUCUCCACGGUGCCCAGAACAACGAGGCCGAGUUCUUCUACAGCUGCGCUCAAAUCAAGGUCUCCGGUUCCGGCACCGGCUCGCCCAGCACCACCUACAAGAUCCCCGGUAUCUACGACGACUCCAUGACGCUCUGGAACGGCCUGAACCUUUGGACGGCUACUGCUGAGGAGGUCAAGACUGAUAUUCUGGACACCCCCAUUGGUGACGACGUCUGGAGCGGCAGCAGCUCAUCCUCUUCGUCCAACUCUUCGUCUUCCGACUCCUCGGCUUCCGACGCUUCGUCUACCAGCUCCGUCGUCUCGGCUGCCACACCUUCAAGCUCCGUCGUGCUCGGUUGCAGCUCGUACAGCAAGAGAUCUGCCAAAUUCGGCCGCAUGGCCUAA
Molecule: messenger RNA, 918 nt
Organism: Ilyonectria robusta
Lineage: Eukaryota; Fungi; Ascomycota; Sordariomycetes; Hypocreales; Nectriaceae
Product: glycosyl hydrolase family 61-domain-containing protein
Exons: 3
Coding region: 1-918 (305 amino acids)
Source: RefSeq, a predicted model, not a curated record